Molecule: messenger RNA, 2129 nt
Organism: Cheilinus undulatus (humphead wrasse)
Lineage: Eukaryota; Metazoa; Chordata; Actinopteri; Labriformes; Labridae
Gene: and1
Product: actinodin1
Exons: 4
Coding region: 84-1751 (555 amino acids)
Source: RefSeq, a predicted model, not a curated record
UCAGCUGGUACAAACAACAUUCAGACUUCUGGGGAUGGUACAAGUUCUUCACUGAGAAUGGAAACCAGGAAGCAGUUCAGGAGAUGGACCGCAUCUACCUGGCUUACCUCCAAAACAAGAACCGUGCUGAGGGACGCAAAUCCUACAAAGCCUACCUGCGCCAUCUGGGCGAGGUCUACAAAUCUUGUGCUGAUUCUGAUGAUCCCAACUGCGUGGCUUCCUACACCAGCAGGCCCAAACCAAAACCUGAGCCCCCCAAGCCUGCACCAGUAAAAACCUGUGACCCCACCAAGGACCCCUACUGUCUGUAUGCUGCUUUGCUCACAGGCAAGAGCCCCUACCUGCCCCUGGUGAUCCCAGCUGCCACCCCUGCACCAGCACCAGCCAAGGCCCCAGCACCGCUUUAUGUGAAGUCUGUUGCUCCUGCCAAGGAGCCACAGUCAGGGUAUUACUACUACGCUCCAUCCGCGGUGCCGUUCCUUUCCAAGGAGCAGAAGGCGGAGCUCCUGCGGAUCUGUUCUUCCGAGGAUGUGGAGUGUCUGCAGUACCACCUGAGAGCGGCUUACGGCUAUAAACCCUCUGCUGGACCUCUGCCCUCCUACGCUCACCUGGGCUGUGACCCCAGCAAAGACCCGAACUGCAAACCCAAGCUGGUGCAGAGAGCUCCCUCUGGUCUCUACCUGCAGUACCCCAAUUGUGACCCACUGCGUGAUCCCUUCUGUGCCUACGCCGCCUCCCUUUCGGCACCCCGUGCCCCUAACCCCCCUGCCCCUGCUGGCCCUGGAUCCUGCAACCCUAUUUUUGAAGAUGGAUGCAACCCUCUCACAGCCACCAAAUACGCCAGCCCACCAGAGUCCUACAAAUCUGAGGCGAGAGAGGAGGCUGCUGCCAUUCGUGCUGCCCCUCCUCCUGCAGAGCAAAACCACGACCCCUAUGCUAUGUUUAGGGAUGCAUAUGCUAAUGCUAACAGAGUGACUGAUCCUUAUGCUAUGUACCGUCAGCCUAGUGCCCCAGCUUCUCCUCCAGCCAACGAUCCGUAUGCUCUUCUGCGCCAGUUCAUGGCCCAAGCACAGGCAGGAAACCCAUACGCUCCCCGCACGGAGGCCGCUCCAGAGUCCGACCCAAACGAUCCUUUCUCUGCGAUCCGUGAGGCAGCAGCUGCCAUGCAUCGCCGUGGUCCUCCCAACCCCAGACAGCAACACCCUUUCUCCAACCCCACUUAUGAAGAGCCUCCACGGGAGGAGCGCCACCCCCUGGGACCCCCUGGAAAGACCAAGGAGGGCUACGACUGCUUCAUCGGCUACGACAGAGAGUGCUUCCCUUUGAAACCGAACAACCCUCGCACCGGCGUUCAUCGGCAAAUCCCCUACUCUGCUGAAGCCUACGAGCCCCACCUCAACGCUGAUGGCACCAGAAAAGGCGUCCUGGAGCCCAUCAACCCGCACUGCGACCCUGAGUACGACCCUGACUGCCGUCUGCGUCGCGUAGAACCAGAGCAUGCCCAGCCUGAGCAUUACGCCGAGGAGGACCAACACCAGGGGGCAGCAGAGAUGGAGCAGCAUCAUGAGCAGCAGGAACAGGAUCCUUACGAGUCAGAGCCAUACCAGAGCGGCCAGGAGGAGCCUCACAUGCCCUACCAGCCUCUCUCACAGGGUAUGCCCAGCCUCCAGGACAUACUGAGGCGCUAUGGAGACCAGUUCCCAGAACAGGAUGACCACAGAGCCUACGCAGACGACUACCGCAAGAAAUAGACAUGCUAACAGACGCAUGCGUGCAAAUGGACAUGAAUACACAGUUCUUGUAGCUUAGCCUCUCGAUCGCUUCCAAGGUAGGUCCUAUCUGGACCAGAAACGGGACAUAAAAGAAGACUAUGGACCCAGUAAGCAAGGACAUCCACACAAUGCUUCCUGCUGUCGGAGCAUGCUCAAAAAGCUGUAUUUCAGCGAUGUUUUCAGCGCUUUAGUUGCUUUAGACCUGUCGCUUCCAGCUUUCCCCUCGCCUUCUUUAAACCACCUGAAUGUGCUACGACUUUAAAUACUUUGCCUCUGUAGCCGUGCAUCUCACCUUUUUGUUUGUUUGUUGCCUUUUGUCUGAUGGUUUAUGUAAAGAUUUUUUUUCAUUUUGAAUGU